Molecule: messenger RNA, 2817 nt
Organism: Orycteropus afer afer
Lineage: Eukaryota; Metazoa; Chordata; Mammalia; Tubulidentata; Orycteropodidae
Gene: SMARCD2
Product: SWI/SNF related, matrix associated, actin dependent regulator of chromatin, subfamily d, member 2
Biological process (GO): regulation of transcription by RNA polymerase II
Cellular component (GO): SWI/SNF complex; nucleus
Source: RefSeq, a predicted model, not a curated record
GUUGGGCGGGGCAGGGAGUUAGUUGCAGCCUCUGGGUAAACUGGGAGCCGGCGGCCAAAUUUGCGGCGGCCGGGGGCGGCAGGCGGGCGCGUAGCAGAUCCCGGAUCCGGAAUUUCCAAUAUAGGAGCGGAAUCAGGAUCGGCUCUAGCUCAAACCGGGUCAGUGAGCAACUCGCGAACUUGGAUUAGGAAAUCCCGGAACCAGGAUCAACAAACCCCAGAAUCCGGAUUGGCAGAACCCGGAAUUUACAUCGGAAAGUCCCGGAGAACGGACCGCGGAGCGGAUUCGGCGCGAAGCCCGGAGUCCGGAUCGCAACACCGCCGGACGGGACGGAGCGAUGUCGGGUCGUGGCGCGGGCGGGUUCCCGCUGCCUCCACUGAGCCCCGGCGGCGGCGCAGUGGCCGCGGCCCUGGGGGCGCCGCCUCCCCCCGCGGGACCCGGCAUGCUCCCGGGAUCGGCGCUCAGGGGACCAGGACCGGCUGGAGGCGUAGGGGGCCCCGGGACCGCCGCCUUCCGUCCCAUGGGGCCCGCGGGCCCGGCAUCGCCGUACCAGCGGCCUGGCAUGUCACCAGGGAGCCGGAUGCCCAUGGCUGGCUUGCAGGUGGGACCCCCCACUGGCUCCCCAUUUGGCACAGCUGCCCCACUUCGACCUGGCAUGCCACCAGCUAUGAUGGACCCAUUCCGAAAACGCCUGCUUGUGCCCCAGCCCCAGCCCCCGAUGCCUGCCCAGCGCCGGGGGCUAAAGAGGAGGAAGAUGGCGGAUAAGGUUCUACCUCAGCGAAUUCGGGAGCUUGUCCCCGAGUCUCAGGCGUACAUGGAUCUCUUGGCUUUUGAGCGGAAGCUGGACCAGACCAUUGCUCGCAAGCGGAUGGAGAUCCAGGAGGCCAUUAAGAAGCCUCUGACGCAAAAGCGGAAGCUUCGGAUCUAUAUUUCCAACACAUUCAGCCCCAGCAAGGCUGACAGUGACAGUGCAGGAACUUCAGGGACCCCAGGGGGAACCCCCGCAGGGGACAAGGUGGCUUCCUGGGAACUCCGAGUGGAGGGCAAACUGCUGGACGAUCCCAGCAAACAGAAAAGGAAAUUUUCUUCCUUCUUUAAGAGCCUCGUCAUCGAGUUGGACAAGGAGCUGUAUGGGCCUGACAACCACCUGGUGGAGUGGCACCGGUUGCCCACCACCCAGGAGACAGAUGGCUUCCAGGUAAAACGGCCUGGAGACCUCAAUGUCAAGUGCACGCUUCUACUCAUGCUGGAUCAUCAGCCUCCCCAGUACAAGUUGGAUCCUCGAUUGGCAAGGCUGCUGGGAGUGCACACACAGACGAGGGCCGCCAUCAUGCAGGCCCUGUGGCUUUAUAUCAAACACAACCAGCUGCAAGAUGGACAUGAGCGCGAGUAUAUCAAUUGCAACCGCUACUUCCGCCAGAUCUUCAGUUGUGGUCGACUCCGUUUCUCCGAGAUCCCCAUGAAGCUGGCUGGGUUGCUGCAGCAUCCAGACCCCAUUGUCAUCAAUCAUGUCAUUAGUGUGGACCCUAAUGACCAGAAGAAAACUGCCUGCUAUGACAUUGAUGUGGAAGUGGAUGACCCACUAAAGGCCCAGAUGAGCAAUUUUCUGGCCUCUACCACCAACCAGCAGGAGAUCGCUUCCCUUGAUGUCAAGAUCCACGAGACCAUUGAGUCCAUCAACCAGCUGAAGACCCAGAGGGACUUCAUGCUCAGCUUUAGCACUGACCCCCAGGACUUCAUCCAGGAAUGGCUCCGUUCCCAGCGCCGGGACCUCAAGAUCAUCACUGAUGUGAUUGGGAAUCCUGAGGAGGAGAGACGAGCUGCUUUCUACCACCAGCCUUGGGCCCAGGAAGCAGUGGGGAGGCAUAUCUUUGCUAAGGUGCAGCAGCGCAGGCAGGAACUGGAACAGGUGCUGGGAAUUCGCCUGACCUAACUGCUCAGGGAGCUUUACCUUUCUUCCCAGCUCUGGAGCCAUCCCUUGCUCAGCCCGGAAGGGGACCACCCUCUGGGUCCUGGCUGGGCCACCGACACGUAGGAUAAGGAUGGGGUGAGGAAUGUCUCCUACCCCCCAACUUUAGUUUCAUAAAUGUAGUGGUAGGAUUCCUUGUUGCUUGGAUCCCCAAAGCCUUAUUACUUUAUGCAUUGGCUUUAAUUGGGUUCAUAACAAAUGCCUCCUCUGCCCCCUGCAGGCAGGCCCAGGUAGGACUGCUGGAGGCUGUGCUGGGACAUUGUAACUGAGACAUUUCAGAACCAAAGGCUGCUGGGUUUGCAUGUUUACAGACUCCCCCUUGGGGCUGUGGGGAGCUGGGCAAGGAAGGGGGCACAGCCUAGACUCUUCCUAGCCUUCCUAAACCAAAGUUCUUUGCCAUUCCUACAAGCCCAGCCUUGCUGCUGGUUUUUUUUUUUCCUUUCCUUUGGGUAUUUGCACUAUUUGGGGAGCAGGUUUUUCUAUGCGGGAGCCACUUUUUUUUGUACAGGGGUUAAGUUGGGGUUUUUCAGGGAGCCCUAUUUGGUGCCUCCUCCCUUGUUUUCUUUCCUCAAUCUAUGCAAGCGGCUCCGGCUGCCAUCAUCUCCUGGGGUGCCAGAGGGCUUGCCACCCCAGCUUCUUGGUCCCAGAGAGGUAAUGCCUCAUAGAGAGAAGGGACACUCCAGUUCUCUAGCAUGGCUUGAAGUAUGGGUGUGUGCAUGGUGAGGGGCAAUAAGGUGAGGGGGGAGAGGAUUGUUGUUGCCCUUUAGAGGUGGGUAAGGAGGGUGGGCCGAGGGCUUGGCAAGUGCCACUUCUGGCGGGUUUGGAAAUUUCCAAAUAAAUCCUUUUGU